AUGUCUCACCGAAAGUUUGAGCACCCAAGACACGGAUCUUUGGGAUUUCUUCCAAGGAAAAGGGCCUCUCGUCACAGAGGAAAAGUGAAGGCUUUCCCCAAAGAUGACCCAACAAAAGCUUGUAGAUUGACUGCUUUUCUUGGCUACAAAGCUGGGAUGACACAUAUUGUACGCGAGGUUGAAAAACCUGGAUCAAAACUCCACAAGAAGGAGACAUGUGAAGCAGUAACAAUCAUAGAAACACCACCAAUGAUCGUUGUUGGGGUUGUGGGGUAUGUGAAGACACCACGUGGACUCCGUUGCCUGAAUACUGUUUGGGCCCAACAUCUCAGUGAGGAAGUGAAGAGGAGGUUUUAUAAGAACUGGUGCAAGUCCAAAAAGAAGGCUUUCACCAAAUACUCGAAGAAGUUCGACAGUGAAGAAGGGAAGAAGGAUGUGCAAGAUCAGUUGGAGAAAAUGAAGAAAUACUGCACUGUCAUUCGUGUCUUAGCUCACACACAGAUUCGUAAAAUGAAAGGGCUUAAGCAGAAGAAAGCCCACCUGAUGGAGAUUCAAGUCAAUGGCGGGGAUGUUGCAAAGAAGGUUGAUUUUGCUUACGGGUUUUUCGAAAAGCAGAUUCCGGUCGAGGCAGUCUUCCAGAAGGAUGAGAUGAUUGACAUUAUUGGGGUGACUAAAGGUAAGGGGUACGAGGGCGUUGUGACCCGUUGGGGUGUGACCCGUCUUCCCCGGAAGACCCACCGUGGACUCCGCAAGGUUGCCUGUAUUGGUGCCUGGCAUCCUGCUCGGGUUUCUUUCACUGUGGCUCGUGCUGGUCAGAACGGGUAUCACCACAGGACUGAGGUGAACAAGAAGAUAUACAAACUGGGCAAGGCUGGGCAGGAAUCUCAUUCUGCCAUGACUGAAUUUGACAGAACUGAGAAGGACAUAACACCAAUGGGAGGGUUCCCUCACUAUGGGGUGGUGAAGGGAGACUAUCUCUUGAUAAAAGGCUGCUGUGUUGGACCAAAGAAGCGUGUCGUCACCUUGAGGCAGUCUCUGUUGAACCAGACUUCCAGGGUUGCCUUGGAGGAUAUCAAGCUCAAGUUCAUCGACACAUCCUCUAAGUUCGGCCAUGGCCGCUUCCAGACAACCGAUGAGAAGGCUAAAUUUUUCGGCAGGCUCAAGGCCUGA
Striga hermonthica is the source of this 1170-nucleotide messenger RNA. The record is from the annotation of a GenBank genome assembly. Lineage: Eukaryota; Viridiplantae; Streptophyta; Magnoliopsida; Lamiales; Orobanchaceae.